AUGACAGAAUCGAUAGUGUGGAAAUACGCUACUGAGCACGAGCUGGCAGAGUUAGCGGAACAUUAUUCGGUUGAAGACUGCAAGAGUGUGGCAGAAUCAUUUUCAGCUCGAUCAAACGUCAGCAUUUCUUGUUUUGAAAAGUUUCAGUCUACUUUGCUCACGCACAGCGUUAAUCGAUCCCCCAAUAGCGUGGGAAUAUUUUGUCGCGAAGAGGUGGAUAAAAUUGUGGACUAUGUUACUGACUCGUACUAUCGACACUUUGAACUUUACAAGUGCAUCUUUACACCAUACAAUCAUUUUCACCUCAUUCAGCGCGAGAUCAAUGACAUCGAGAUACCAAAUAUCCCGCAUCCGCUAAGUCAGGGAUCCUUACAAUCAGUCGAGCUUUAA
This is a messenger RNA of Plasmopara halstedii, 390 nucleotides long. RefSeq lists its product as uncharacterized. The coding region runs from base 1 to 390 and encodes 129 amino acids. NCBI's taxonomy places the organism in Eukaryota, Oomycota, Peronosporomycetes, Peronosporales, Peronosporaceae. The transcript is spliced from 6 exons. The record is from RefSeq and is a predicted model, not a curated record.